This is a messenger RNA of Trichosurus vulpecula (common brushtail), 2649 nucleotides long. RefSeq names its product cadherin-related family member 3-like. Gene Ontology annotation, molecular function: calcium ion binding. Gene Ontology annotation, biological process: homophilic cell-cell adhesion. Bases 1 to 2649 code for a protein of 882 amino acids. NCBI's taxonomy places the organism in Eukaryota, Metazoa, Chordata, Mammalia, Diprotodontia, Phalangeridae. The record is from RefSeq and is a predicted model, not a curated record. Gene Ontology annotation, cellular component: membrane. The transcript is spliced from 20 exons.
AUGGAUCUUACCUAUGCCCCCAAGGGCAGCAUUGACAUGGCCAUGGGCUUCUCAGUUGGCCGCAUCAGUGUGCCCUCAGACUGUGAGCCUAACUUGUCUUGCUAUGCAACUCAGAGGCAGCCAGGAUGCCUAGCUUUUUUGAAUUUAUCUGUUGAGAGGGCCAGGCCUCUUCUGGAAAAUGCAUCAGAGAGCACGCUGGUUACCACAAUCACUGCAGCUGUUUCUCAUCAUGACUCUCUAGUUGGAGAUCCUGUUAUUAUUAAUUCGAACCCUGUCGUCCAUCCAUUUGUGGUAUCUCAUAAAGCUGCACAUCAGUGGGAACUGAUAAUGACCAACAAACCCAAGCUGGACUUUGAAACAGUGGCUUUCUACACUCUGGUGAUCUAUGCCCAGGACAGUGGAGGCAGCUCUGCGUCUCAGACCAUUUUAAUCCAGAUUGUAGAUGUCAACGAACCACCAACCUUCAUUGGAUCGCUCGCUCGAGUUGACCAAGUUACAGAGAUUUAUAUUCCAGAGGACGCUGCUGUAGGCACGAUCCUUUACAGAGUGAGAGCCAAGGACCCGGAGAAUGCCGCCUUAAAGUAUUUCAUUUUCCCGGAGGAUGCAGGAUUUGCCAUCGACAGUAUUGGAACCAUAUCUACAACAAUGACUUUUGAUUUCAACCGAGGACCCAAAAGCUUUCCACUGGUUAUUAAAGUGGCUGACCCAGGAGGACUUUCUGUCUUGGGAAACGUAAAGAUCUCCCUCAUCAAUAUAAACAGUAAGGCCCCUAUUCUUACCUGCAGUUUAUUUGACAUCAAAGAAGCAGUUCUGACUCCUACCCUGGUGAACUCAACCACCCCUACAGAAGGCAAUAUCACACUCAAUGAAGAAACUCCAGUGGGGAAAACUGUGGGUACCUGCAGAGCUACUGAUGAAGACCAGAUGGGGCGUCUCACCUUUGAACUGGACCCAGGGAACAGAUACUUUGCUAUUGACAAAGAGGGCGGAACUGUGAUGAUCGCUAACCGUCUGGAUCUGGAGGAGGCUGACUUUGUGAGUGUUCAGUCCUUUACCAUUAAAGCAUGUGAUGAAGACCAGCAGUGUGCAGCUAUUCCUGUGCUAGUGUACAUUCAUGGAAUCAAUGAUAACCCACCAUUCUGUGAUAAGUAUUUGUACAGGUAUAGAGGCAUUGAGGUGAUUGCAAAUAAAACAGUUAUUGCUAAACUGGUGUGUCAUGACCUUGACAAGUCCCCUGAUGUGCUUCAGUAUGUUCCUAAUAGUGGACCACUUGGUGAGGGAGAGUUAUUUGAACAAGUACCAGACUUUGACAAUGUCAUAUGGGUGACCAAAGACUUGGAUUAUGAAAUGCCAGAGGCUUCUGCGGUGGGUCAUACCUAUGAGAUGAUGGUUUCUGUCUUUGAUGACCCCAGGCCUUCCCAUACAGUGACUGUUACGAUCAUUGUGGAAGUUGUUCCUGCCAAUGAAUUUAGUCCAGUUUUUAGGCCUGCAAGUUACUCAUUCUCUGUUCCAGAAACAUCAGGAGCCUUCUAUGAAGUUGGAAGAGUGACUGCUUUUGAUGAGGACAAUCCACUGAACUGUUUGAGAUACAAAAUAAUCAGAGGUGACACUCAGAUUAUUCGACGAUUCUGGAUUCAUCCACUAACUGGAAUGAUAGAAUUGACCACCCGGCCAGACUAUGAAUCUGUGAAGCAAUAUAACCUCACCGUAGAAGCUGUGGAUUGUGACCAAGCUCAACCACGAACAGCUGUUACCACGGUUACAAUUGACAUAAAGGAUGAGAAUGAUGAAGCGCCUGUCUGCAAACCAUCUAAAUAUAAGGCAGUCAUUUUUGACAGUGUUGCUGCUGGAACAAACGUUAACGGCUUCAAGCUGAGCUGCCAUGACAGAGACUCACGAGAUACUGAAAUGCGCUUCGAGAUAGUUUCUGGAAAUGAUAAACAACAUUUUGGAUUUGAUCCUACUCGAGGCUCAAAUACCCCAAAGCUAAUUGUGAAAAAUCCUUUUAACUUCAAGUCUAGGGAAGAUUUUCGCCAGGACUAUCAUCUUGUGGUACACAUUAUUGAUGACAAUUUACAGCAUGGCCAAGUCGUGUAUCCCCGAACAGGGACUGUCAUGAUAGAUAUUUCUGUGACACGGCAAAAUACACCAGCUCCUCCAGUCACCAAUUUUGAACAAAAGAAAGGUGUGACUGUUGUAUACACAUCUAUAAACACAUACAAUGCCAAUGACUGGUACAUCCCCUUCAUCUUUACACUGAUGGCGGUUUUCCUGGUUGGGCUGCUUGCCUGGACGUGCUACCUUCUUGUGAAAUACACCAGCAUUACAGCCAGGUGCCAAAAGCUGACCAAGGAGCUCUCUAAGCCAAAAAGCAAAGUAAAGAAGUACAUAGCUGGAAACAAAAAUACCAAUGAGGGCAUGGUAACAGGAAGCAGACAUAAACAAGUCGAAGUGGUAACUGAAACAACUGUGUACAAGACAGUAUUUGAUGAAGAAGCAGUUGAUCCAGUCACAGGGAAUGUAUAUGAAUAUAACAGCAAGUCUGGAGCUAGGAAAUGGAAGAAGAUGCCCAGACCACCAAAGGAUCUGGUGGCCAACAUACAGACUAUCUCAGAGAAACUCUCUACUGAUGAGCCUACUCAAGGAUGA